AAACGAAAGAGAUAGCAGAGAGGAGGUUUGAACAGGGGACAGUAGCUUGAGUGGCAAGGUGUCCAACCGUUACACCGUUGACACACUUUUGCCUAGUUCAUAAUUUCCGUCACCACGCGUCUUCCAUAUCUCACCGAUCGAGCAACGCCGAUCAACUCGUCUCGGUCAUCGCCUCCAUUGUCUCUGUUGAUAUACGGGGGAAGCAAUCAUGAGCCUCCCCAUUCACGGAGCUCUUCAGUCAGUUCUUUGCUAAGAAGGAUACGCGCAUCUUGAUGGUGGGUCUUGAUGCUGCUGGUAAGAUGACGACCCUGUACAAACUUAAGCCCGGAGAAAUCGUCGGUUGCAAUUCCUAUUCUUGUCGUACUGUCCGUUGAGCAGAGUAUAAAUAAUUCAGAACAGCUAAAACAUUACAACGACAUACGAAAGACGAGUAAGAGAACCAAAUCAGCUAGUAGUUGCGGACUAAAACAGCAGAGGAACAUGUUACUGGGAAAAAUGCUGUGCGUCUUUGUUUUACUCGGGUUUUCACUGACAAGUGGGAAGCUUGCUGGGGGUGCUUCAUCUUCGCCAAGCUGUAAAUUUCCGGCUAUUUACAACUUCGGGGACUCAAACUCCGACACCGGGGCCCACUCUGCUGUCUUCGUUCAGAUUCCGGCUCCAUAUGGCGAAACCUUCUUCAAGAAGCCAUCCAAGAGGUUGUCUGAUGGGCGUGUCAUCAUUGAUAUUAUCGCCGAGAAACUAGGAGUACCAUAUCUAAGCGCGUACUUGGACUCCUUGGGCACAAAUUUUAGACAAGGAGCGAACUUUGCGACAGCAGGCUCUUCCAUUCUGCCUGGUUUUUUCAGCCCUUUCGAUCUUGGAGUUCAGAUAUCUCAGUUCUCACAGUUUAAGUCCCGAACUACUGAACUCUACAAUAAUGUAUCCAGUUCCGGCGAGGCGUCGCAUGACUGCGUCAUUCCGAAGCCUGAUGAUUUCUUGAAGGCCCUUUAUGUGUUUGAUAUCGGGCAAAAUGAUCUCACUCUUGGCUUCCAGAACAUGACACCCCCUCAAGUUGUCGCUACUUUCCCCAACAUCCUCAACCGCUUCACACAGGCCGUGCAGGUGAGAUAUACAUAUACUCAUUUAGUCUUCCAUAAAAAUCCUCUCUGGGACUUUAUGGAGAAAGAAAAAAGUCUCUUUUGUCGGAAUUCAUGCCCGAAAAACUUGUUUGUGCUUUCGAUUCUGCAGCAACUCUAUGGUGAAGGGGCAAGGUCUUUCUGGAUCCACAACACGGGCCCGCUUGGGUGCAUACCAUUAAUGGCAUUGCCUGUUGAGCUCAGAAAUGUCACUCUUGACCCGAUCGGCUGUGUAGGCUUCAUGAAUGACGUGGCGCAAGAAUUCAACCAGCAACUUAAGGAAGCAGUGACGCAGCUAAGGACACAGCUCCCACAGGCUAAGCUCACUUAUGUUGAUGUUUACGCCGCUAAGUUCGCACUGAUCAGCGAUGCCAAGAACCAAGGUUUUGCUCCUUCAUUGGAGUAUUGUUGUGGGACAUUCUCGCCCGUGUUCGUAAUGUGUGGAACUUCAGUUCAAGUGAAUGGAACCACCUUUAAUGGCACUGCCUGUAGUGAUCCUUCGAACCGUAUCAUUUGGGAUGGGAUUCACUACACAGAAGCAGCUAACUUGUGGGUUGCUUCUCGGAUCCUCAACGGUUCCUUCUCCGACCCUCCAGUCCCUAUAUCUGGCGCCUGCCCUUAAUUACCUCUAUUUCAUGGAAAUCCUACAAAAAUAAAUAAAUAAUAAAAAUAAUAUAUGCCAUGGAAGAAUGGUUGAGGCUUCAGUAGAAGCUUGUGCUCUAAGAAAAGCGUGAGCAGAGGAUAGUUUAGUUUGUCUGAAUAAAAGGAUGUCGAAAAUACAUUUUCUUCAAAUAAGCCAAGCAUAUGUAGUAUCCUCCAGAAGAUUUGAUGAAUAAUAAGAAACCAGAACAUCUUACCUGUA
Punica granatum (pomegranate) is the source of this 1977-nucleotide messenger RNA. The record is from RefSeq and is a predicted model, not a curated record. NCBI's taxonomy places the organism in Eukaryota, Viridiplantae, Streptophyta, Magnoliopsida, Myrtales, Lythraceae.